Molecule: messenger RNA, 1882 nt
Organism: Dermochelys coriacea (leatherback sea turtle)
Lineage: Eukaryota; Metazoa; Chordata; Testudines; Dermochelyidae
Gene: MRPS27
Product: mitochondrial ribosomal protein S27
Exons: 11
Coding region: 1-1242 (413 amino acids)
Cellular component (GO): mitochondrion
Molecular function (GO): protein binding
Source: RefSeq, a predicted model, not a curated record
AUGGAAUUCACCCCGCCCCCCUCGCUAGUGCCGGUGUCCCUCCACGGGCAGGGAGGUGCGCGGCUCCUCGGUAGCAAAAUAGCUAGGUCAGGGGAGCACUAUCUCUGUGGCUGUUCUCGUCUGCCCUCUCCGUCUCAGAGAGUGGUACAUUCCGAGAUGGCGGCCCCCAUGCUCCAGCGAGCCGUGGUCUUCUGGGGCAAGGCUGGGGGCGCGAGAGUGCCUCGCGCCGUGGCAGGCAGAAGAUCUAUUCUUUCUGAAGCUUACGUGGACAGUUCAAGAUGGGAAGAAAGAGAAAAAGAGGAGCAUAGCUUGGCUGAAUUGGCCACAUUAAUGGACAGAACCUAUGAAAGAAAACUUCCUGUCAGCUCUUUGACAAUAUCACGGUUUAUUGACAACAUUUCUUCACGAGAAGAGGUGGAUCAAGCUGAGUAUUACCUUUACAAGUUUCGGCAUAGUCCAAACUGCUGGUACCUGAGAGACUGGACUAUCCACAGCUGGAUCAGACAGUGCUUCAAAUAUGGUGCACAGGACAAAGCCUUGUACACAUUAAAAAACAAGGUACAAUAUGGAAUUUUCCCAGAUAACUUUAUCUUCAAUAUAUUACUGGAUUAUUUUAUAAAGAAUGAAAAUUAUGAAGAUGCUGUGUCAGUAGUUACUGAGAUCAUGCUUCAGGAAAGCUUUGAUGAAUUCUCAACACAACUUCUCUCCCUCCAUGUCUUAUACAAAUACCUGGCAACCAAAUCAGAAUUUACAUGGGAAGAGGAAAGAAAUCUUGGAGCCUCUCUUCUGCUUACUGGCCUAAAACAGACAAACACUGUGGGUUUUAGCUCCCAGCUGUAUGGUUAUACAUUCCUUGGAAAAGUGGAGUUGCACAAAGGAUUGCGAGCUGUGUACCAUCAAAUGCCACUGAUGUGGACACCGGGAUACCUGUGCAGAGCUUUGCAAGUGAUGGACAAUGUGGCCUCGCUCCCAGGGGAUAUAAAGCUCUGCAAAGAAGCUAUUGAUGUUCUGGAGACUAUUUUGCAGUCUGUCCCUGAGGUAAAAACUGAGGCAGAAGCAUCAGAAGAAGUCAAGAUCCAUUAUUUGACCAUAUGUGGGCUCUUGCUUGUUAAAACAAAUGCCGUUGGUCUGACAUUGUCCAGGAUUUGUUGCCAAUUAGGUAUGUUAUCAUUAAAUAUGACUGUUAUAGCUUCUAACUUCAGUCUGGGAAGUUACAUGCCCACCCCCUUUUUUGGUCUUUAAACUACUACUACUACUGUGCCCAGUACAAAUUAUUAGACAGGUGUGCUCAAGGAAGAUUCACAUACACAUAUUAAGGCUGCAUGGAUUUUUUUUUUUAAUUUAAAGCGUAUGAAAUCGUAUGCAAACGUAUUGCAGAUUUAGGCUUCCGUCAGGUUGCCCUCAGUCUGGCAAUGUCUGGGCAAACCCUUGCCUUAACAUUACUCACAGGUAGUAGAGUUUCUCUUUUGGCUCAGAUGAUAUUGGCCUGUGUUUUUCCAGCUGAAAUUGGUUAGUUCUGUUGUUCAUACUGUUUGUAUAGGGGUAGCUGAUGACAAUGGUGUCUCUGUGCUACGUUUUCAUUCCAUGUUUACUUCAAGAAAUUACUAGGACUGUUUGUUUCAUGGUUGGGCUUGCUCUGCCUGGCUUUUCCACACAUGCUUUUGGAUUCAUUUCUGUGCUUUGUAUUCAAAGGGGCCGUUUUUGGAAACGGCAUGAAUAACAACAACAGAUUGGCUAACAAGGAAGAUGUUCGGCAGAGUGCCUCCUUAGAGGUCCUGAGUGCCCCUCCAUCUCUGCUAAAGAGACUGAGAGUAGAGGAUACUCACCAUCUUUCAGGAUCAAGCCCUUAGAGCAGGGGUGGGCAAACUUUUUGGCCUGCAGG